Dinoponera quadriceps is the source of this 4536-nucleotide messenger RNA. RefSeq lists its product as uncharacterized. The coding region runs from base 170 to 4294 and encodes 1374 amino acids. Gene Ontology annotation, molecular function: protein binding. Gene Ontology annotation, biological process: maturation of SSU-rRNA from tricistronic rRNA transcript (SSU-rRNA, 5.8S rRNA, LSU-rRNA). Gene Ontology annotation, cellular component: nucleolus; 90S preribosome. The record is from RefSeq and is a predicted model, not a curated record. The transcript has 15 exons. NCBI's taxonomy places the organism in Eukaryota, Metazoa, Arthropoda, Insecta, Hymenoptera, Formicidae.
CGUUUCGUCAUCCGACGUAUUGUAUAUCAAGCUUGAAUUCAGCAUGUGUUGUAUUUUGAGUAUUCCGGAGUACUGCUAACUUCGUUUUGAUUUGGCAUUUCUUAUUGAAAAUAAAUGCGAAUAUUCAAUUUAAAGCAAGUUUCCCAAUGUGCCUAUCAGUAAUUACAAAAUGAUUUGUCGAAAACUUUGCUCAGCACUCAAGUUAAGAAAUACAGUAGGUUAUGUCAACGAAUUAAAUCGCAUUAUUUGCGGAAAACAACCUCUCGUAUCUCAUUGUUGUGAUGAAGCCAAGAAUGGGUACUUGCAGCCCAGAUUGCAGCCUCCAGUGGUCAGUUUCUGCACGAAAGAACUUCCUAAGAACGCCAAUGUUUUCGGAGACAUCUCAGGCAGAAAAUUCGAGUAUGUUGAAAUGGAUAAGUUUGAAGAAGAGCAGGAAAAGUUUGAGGAUACUGAGGCUUGCGUCCCACGUCGAUUGAAACCUAGUCCAGGCAACUAUGGGCGCAUGAUUAAGUCGCAUUUGAAAAAGAAUGACAUAAAUUCUGCUCUGAAAGUAUUCGAUCUGAUAAAGGAAAACCGAGACAAACCUACGAUGUAUAUGUACAAUCUUCUGAUACGAGCUCUCUCCAUGCAGGGUGAUAUAAAGAAAUGCUUUAGUCUAUAUAAUAAAGCAAAAAAGCGUGCUCUUACGCCAAACGCAGCGACUUACACCUCUCUAUUCAACGCGUGCGCCACGUCGGACAACAAGGAAUUAGCUUUGGAGCAUUUAAACAAUCUACGACAGUCACUGUACCAGAAGCAAUUUCCGCUGAAUCAGGUGCACUACAAUGUCAUGGUGAAGGCAUACGCCUGGCAUAGUCAGAUCGGCGAAGCGUUUCGAUUGGUGGAUGAGAUGAUGGACAAUCGUAUCGAAAUAGGAGAGAUCACUUUCAAUUCGCUAUUUCACGCUGCAAUUGCCGAUAAAGAGAAUGGUCUUCGACAUGCUUUGACGAUAUGGCAUUUAAUGUGUAAGUGGAAGGUCAGGCGCACUUUGAUUAUGUAUGAUCUUUUUCUGCGAACGAUCAGAGAUUGCAAACUGGGGGAUACGAAGGUCAACGAUGUCCUUCUUCCAAACUACGAGGCGACUAGGAUCUUAUUGAAGGAAGGAGAGAAGCCGGAUUUGUUGGCAUCACCGCCCUUUGUGAGCACGUUAUUGCUAUUAAUGGAACCGAAGCAAGGCAAUGUUACGGAAAACUCCCUCAUCAGAGCAAAUGAGCAGAACCUCCCACAGGCAGCGUCAAUACACUUAAACGAUGUGUUCAUGAGCAAUCGUUUAACCUUAUUCGGUGGUAUCGAAGGAUUUUUAGGUCGAAUGGCCGCCGACGGUGUUAAGCCAGGCGCUAAAACCAUUACGAUGUUCCUGGAUUUAAUUCCAAACACAAUAGCUGCUGAAAAUCUUCUCAUGAAAUUGGCAGAUGAAAAAAAUAUCCCGCUAGAUAUUGACUUUUAUAAUAUGCUUAUCAAGAGGCGCAGCAUGCGUCGUGAAUACAAAGCUGCGAAGGAAGUGAUACAAAUAACUGAGAGGAAGUCGCUUGCUCCAAACAUAAUGACGUUCGGAGUUCUGGCACUUUCUUGUCAAGAAUAUCAAGACGCCAAAGAGUUCCUGGAUGGAAUGGAGGCUUUUGGUUAUAGGCCCAAUAUUAUAAUCAUGGGUGCUCUUCUUGGAACAGCUUGCUGUAAAAAUAAUUUCGGAUUCCUCAUGUUAGUGAUGGAUUACAUGGAAAGAAAUCAAAUAAAACCCAAUAAAAAAAUUAUAGAAUCACUGACGAAAUUCUCGAAAAAAAUACCAAAUUUACGGAAGCCUAAGGGUAAAGGCAAAAUGCGAAGAUUGAAAAACUUGGAGAAACACGUCUACAAAUUUGAAAAUAUGUUCUCUAAUUGGCAAAAGUUAGUUAAGUCAAAUGAUUUCUGGUACUUCGUGCUGGUGGCUAAGAUUUCGAUCAGAGCCGCGAGGAUUGACAGUAAAGGUUCCUUGCUGGGUACCGAAUGCGUAAGCUUCUUCUCGAAGGGCUCGUUAUCCUCCUGCAUCAGGCUCAGACCACAGUCGCACAGGGUCUCGAAGAUACUGAGGAUUUCGUACUGCGCACGGACUUCACCGCUGUUCUUCAGGGUGGAGCACAUCAUCUCGAUGACCGUGGCCGCUAAGAUGCCAUCCAAGAGACAUCUUCCGACCAAAAGAGCCGUCGGCGCCGCCAGGUCGCUCAACUGCUUGCACACCGUGGACAAAAGGAGCAAGACUUCUCCGUUCCAAGUGGCGCAGAGUAAUCGCAGAGUUUCCGUGAGAUUCGUGGCUUGCGCUUGCAGAUGCGCCGACCAGAGUUUCCUCAGGCCUACAACUCUCGCCGCGUCCUCGGUGGCGGUCUCUCGCGGUGUCAGGACGGGCGGAAUAGACACCCAAGAGCGGAACGACAGCCGUGAGAUCCUUGAAGUCCGUCGCCAUGCACUUGACGAGCCUCUCCAGCAGUGCCCGGGUCAGCUUCACGCAGGGCAGCAGAAGGGCGACCAACGCCAUACCUCUGCGGCCCGUCAGGGCGGCGCGAUGGAGGAACGGCUGUUCGUAGAACUCGGAGACGUUCGCCAUCACAGCGACCAGGGCGGUGAGACCGUCGGCGGCGAAGAGCUGCGUCAAGGCGUUCCUAUAUUUCAGCUCGACCAUCAGUUCCGCGCGGUUCUGCAGGAUCUCCACACGGUCGGAGUAGCGCACGAUGGCGGAGAUCACUUCGGCGGCGAACUCGCAGAGAUUGGAGUCCGACAAAUAGGGGAUCAGGACGGCCUUCAGCAUCAGCCGUACCACCUCGGCCUCCUUCAUCAGGUAGAACAGGCCUUCCUUCGUGCCGGAGAGAUGCAGGAGGAAGCGGCGGAUCAGCUUGAUCACCUUGAAGUCGCACUCGGGAGAGGACAAUGCCAGCAGGAGACGUGGACCUUGCGGAGGAGCGAGCUUAGGGCGUACUUCAGUCUGGCUAACUUCACCGUGUCCAGCAUCGUCAGUGCCUUUCUGUACAGACUGAUCUUCAGAUUUAAGAACUCCUGCACGAUCACCGGACUGAUCAGCGCGGCGUCGAGGGCUCGCAGGGCGGAAAGUUUCACCGGCAGCGCCACGUUCUCGCGCAUGCAGAGAGACAGCAGCUUGGACGGCGCGUCGACCUUUAGCAGAAUCUCCGGACCUAUGGAUAAUCGACAGAGAGCUUCCGCUAAACGUACACCCACCUUCACGUGCCGCACCUUGUACGCCGGUUGCGGCUGGGCUCUAGCGAAGUCCAUGUCUAAGCCAGCGUUGACGAUGUUGGUCAAGUCGUUGACAUUGUCCGUGCUGAAGUCGAACGGACCUAAUAUGGCACAGAGAGAUUCGCAGUUAUGGACGAACGGCUCCUCCAGAUUCCCCGGUUUCUCUAGACUCAGCAGAUCGGGCGGCAUCAGCGCGUUGCUGUUCCGAAGGAGUCUGAGCAGCACCUUUAGGAUUUUCUUCCAGGGCACUGACACAAGUGUUUCCAGCAGUCGUUCCUUACAAGCAAGCAAGGAAAACAAUAAUUUUAUUAUGUAUGCACAUCAAUUCAGCAUGAGUGAUAAAAACAAAUUAUUUGCAGAAGAUGAAGAUCGGAUAGAGGAAUCUUCCGAUUUGAGUUUCGGGGAGCUGCUAAAAUUAGAGGAGAAAUUAGGAACUAAGUUGUAUCAAGAGACAGUGUCCAGGAAGAAAAUAAAGAUGGAAAGAAAAUUCAAGCAAGAAAAGCAACAGAAACGUGGGAAAAACAGACCGCAUGAAGUAUCCGCUAAAAUACCAGUAUCCACUCUAAGAGAAGUAGUGAAAGUUAAAAAAGUUAAGACUCGAGAUCCCAGAUUCGAUAGCUUAUGCGGUAAAUUUGAUGAGAAGGCUUUCAAACGUUCUUAUGGAUUUAUUAGCAACUUACGUGAGAACGAUCUCAAUGCUCUAAAGAAAGAACUAAAACAAGCCGAAAAAGAUCCGAAAAUGACAAAGAAAAUAAAAUAUCUCAUUCAAAGGCUAGAAAAUCAAUUAAGAGAAGAAAAGAAAUUGAAGGAAAAGAAGGAAAAGGAACAACAAGAAAAGAAGGAACUGAUUGAGUCUAUCAAACGAGGAGAGAAGCCUGUUUUCAAGAAGAAAUCGGAGAAAAAGGCUCUGGAUCUCGUCUCACAGUAUGAAGAACUAAAGGAAUCAGGUAAACUGAAGAAGCACAUUAAGAGACUGUGGAAAAAGAAUAUACGCAAAGACAGAGCAAAAUUAAAAAUGGACGAGAUGGAAUAGAAUAAAUGCAUAUGUAUGGACAAUAUACACGGACAUAUAUAUGAUUAUGUUAACAGAAUCAUGUGUGAAAAUAAGUACACGUUAUGAAUGCUGAAUAUAAUUAAAAUGCUGAUUAAGGGAGAGUUGCCUAAUGUAAUAUUAUGUAUUAUCUGUAUGAUAUAAUCAUUGAAAAAAUAUUUUAGUAGAGGAGAUUUUUGGCUACUCUACAGCUAUUGCUUCAAAUAAAGUUUUGUUUGUAUUUA